AUGAACAAAAAGAGGACACAGUUCAUGAAGAACGCCUACUGCGAGGAUGGAGGAGUACAACUUGACGGCUCUCAAAUCGUGAGUGUCCCUUCUUCGCGACCCAGCGGAAUAUAUAUCGAUAGCAAAGCACAGAUGGGCCGGUCACAUUAUGAAAGAAGAAUCGACGAUGGAUGCACUAAAAGCACGGUAGAAUGGUUCCCAAGAGAUGCUAGACGGCUUCGAGGGAGACCGCCAACGAGAUGGGGUGACAUGUUCGCUACACGGAUGGACCAGCUGAGAGCCUAG
Molecule: messenger RNA, 285 nt
Organism: Necator americanus (New World hookworm)
Lineage: Eukaryota; Metazoa; Nematoda; Chromadorea; Rhabditida; Ancylostomatidae
Exons: 1
Coding region: 1-285 (94 amino acids)
Source: RefSeq, a predicted model, not a curated record